CCCCCCGCCGGCCCGACGCGCACCACCGAGCACUGCGCGCUACAGCGGCCGCCGCGGCGGCUCCAAGCCCUACCGCCCACCAUGAAGAAACUGGCGAGGAAGGGAUGCGACCACAAGCGCUUCCUGAAGAAUAACUGGCUGCUGCUCUCCACCGUCGCCGCGGUGGUGCUAGGGAUUGGCAUAGGAGUCUUGGUUCGAGAAUACAGCAAACUCUCUAAUCUGGAGAAGUUCUACUUUGCCUUUCCUGGAGAAAUCCUAAUGAGGAUGCUGAAACUCAUCAUUUUGCCACUAAUUGUAUCCAGCAUGAUCACAGGUGUCGCUGCAUUGGAUUCCAACGUAUCUGGAAAAAUUGGGCUGCGUGCUGUUGCAUAUUAUUUCUGCACCACUCUCAUUGCUGUCAUUCUAGGUAAAAUUUAUCACUGCGACAUCCUGGAGGCAAUUCAGGCUUUGGCCCAGAGUAAGGACACGUCUCGAGAAAAUGUCGUGGGUGUCCCCUUCAAGCUGACUCAAAUCAAGGGAUCAGGACCGGAGGGGAGCCCUUGUUCCUCCAAAGUGACCAGAUUUAAGGAAGUUGCUGUGUUUCGGGCCAGGGGCCCUGAAGGAAGAAAUGGGUGUCUAACUCCUUUCGUGCUGGUGUGUUUUGGCUACAGUGUCACAGCCACAGCUGCCAGCAUCGGAGCUGCGGGUGUACCCCAGGCUGGCCUGGUGACCAUGGUGAUCGUGCUGAGUGCUGUGGGCCUGCCCACUGAGGAUGUCACCCUGAUCAUCGCUGUCGACUGGUUCCUGGACCGGUUCAGGACCAUGGUGAACGUCCUUGGUGACGCCUUUGGGACGGGCAUCGUGGAGAAGCUGUCUAAGAAGGAGCUGGAGCAGAUGAGUGUUGCAUCUGACGUCAACUUCACGAACCCCUUUGCUGUGGAAACCACAACACUCGAUAAUGAAGACUCAGACGCCAAGAAGUCCUAUGUCAACGGAGGCUUUGCCAUCGACAGAUCUGACACCGUCUCAUUCACCCAGACCUCACAGUUCUAGAGCCCUGGCUUCAGUAAGAAACCAGAAAUUGUGCCAAAGAGCAUGGAGACGUGAAUACAUGCUCAGUGUUGACCACCUGCACCUGAAGUCUACAGGAGCAUGAUACUGAAUUGUCCAGUAAUCAUCAUAGAUAUGAACCAGUCAUUCAAUGUGAGUUUUUAAAUGCAAAGAAUGGUAUCGUUUAUAGAAAGUCAAUCUAAAUAUAAUGCAGUUGAGUUGGUAAUUUAUCUUGGGCUGAAUGGUUCUACCCCCUUAGCAGGUUUCUCCGAUGUGAGGCACCAGAGUUGCAGAGCUGUUCAUGAACUGCGGGCCAUCCUUAUUUUGGAGUCCGUUUGUAACUGACCUCUUAACACACUGUGCUGUUAGUUCAUCAAAGAGAACAAUGUUCCAUUUCAGUCUCAAUAAACAUUUCCAUCAUUCUUUCU
Messenger RNA from Myotis lucifugus (little brown bat), 1457 nucleotides. It is a transcript of the gene SLC1A1, whose product is annotated as solute carrier family 1 member 1. Gene Ontology annotation, biological process: L-glutamate transmembrane transport. The record is from RefSeq and is a predicted model, not a curated record. Gene Ontology annotation, molecular function: L-cysteine transmembrane transporter activity; L-glutamate transmembrane transporter activity; glutamate:sodium symporter activity. NCBI's taxonomy places the organism in Eukaryota, Metazoa, Chordata, Mammalia, Chiroptera, Vespertilionidae. The coding region runs from base 82 to 1032 and encodes 316 amino acids. The transcript is spliced from 7 exons. Gene Ontology annotation, cellular component: plasma membrane.